AACGGAUGCGCUCACCGAGACACCAUUGUGUUCACUCAUAUUUUACAGAAUUUAAUAUUCCUGGAAAAUGUUUUUUAGUCUAAAAAUGGAGCCUGGGAACACCUACGUUGGCUGGACUCAGAAUGAUCUGCACCUAUCGGGUGUGGCCUUCGAGAAGGGCGAUAUUGCCAAAAUUUACGUAAAGUACCAAAAGAAAAUGUCCAUUUUGGGCACUGUGUCGCAAGUGAUUCCCCAGGCGUUGCUGAACUUGGACAUUAGCGGAGGCGAACAGAUUACGUUUACCGCCAAAGGCAAUGCCACGGUUUCUUUAUUGGGCUACUGGAGCGAUGAUGAUUACAGUUACAUGAUGCGAGCGUACGAUAACGAAGAGCCGUUCAAGUUCAAGGUUGUCAAGGCAUCACCCAAAGCUAAUGCCAAGAAAGUUAGCAAGAAGCAGAAUGGCGUCGCUGCUAAGAAGGAGGAGAAGGACUAUGAUAAAGAGAACCUGUCACUUCUGGGAAAUGUAGAUAAAGACGUGAGUGGUGAAGAAGUCUCCGCUUUGAUGACUAAACUAAACAAAACUAAAGCAGACUAACAAGCUCAAAUAGCUCUUUUUAUUCGAUCAUUUUGAAGAAUAUCUUGUAGCAGUUUUGCAAGGAAGCACACAAUUUUUAAUUUACAGCCCAAAAAGCUAUUAAAGAAGUAAUUGAAAGACA
Messenger RNA from Drosophila kikkawai, 695 nucleotides. Its product is annotated as 39 kDa FK506-binding nuclear protein-like. The record is from RefSeq and is a predicted model, not a curated record. NCBI's taxonomy places the organism in Eukaryota, Metazoa, Arthropoda, Insecta, Diptera, Drosophilidae.